This is a messenger RNA of Pristis pectinata (smalltooth sawfish), 1605 nucleotides long. RefSeq names its product solute carrier family 2, facilitated glucose transporter member 4-like. Gene Ontology annotation, cellular component: membrane. Gene Ontology annotation, molecular function: hexose transmembrane transporter activity. Gene Ontology annotation, biological process: monosaccharide transmembrane transport. Bases 85 to 1605 code for a protein of 506 amino acids. Lineage: Eukaryota; Metazoa; Chordata; Chondrichthyes; Rhinopristiformes; Pristidae. The transcript is spliced from 11 exons. The record is from RefSeq and is a predicted model, not a curated record.
UCGCCGGCAGCGGGAUAGAAAGGACGCGUGGGCUCGGUUCGGCUCCCCAGUGAGGGCAGCGGCGGGCGAAGGGGCACCGCGGCGAUGGUGUUUCAUGGCUUCCAGCAACUUGGUGGACCAGAGAGAAUCACAGGGUCCCUGAUCCUGGCGGUGUUCACGGCCGUACUGGGAUCUCUGCAGUUCGGGUACAACCUUGGCGUCAUCAAUGCUCCACAGAAGAUAAUCGAGCGAAGCUACAAUGAGACCUGGAUGAGGCGGCAAACGGGCGUGGAUCACCCGCGGCCAAUCGACCAAUCGGUGCUCACCACCCUCUGGAGCCUGUCGGUCGCCAUUUUCUCUGUCGGGGGGAUGGUGUCCUCGCUACUGGUGGGCACACUCGCCGAGUGGCUGGGCAGGAAGAAAGCCAUGCUGGUCAACAAUAGCCUUGCUAUGAUUGGAGGAAUACUGAUGGGGCUGUCUAAGUACUGCCAAUCCUACGAGAUGCUAAUCCUCGGCCGCUUUGUCAUUGGUGCAUACUCUGGCAUCUCAUCCGGCUUGGUCCCGAUUUACAUCGGAGAGAUUUCUCCCACCAGUUUACGAGGGAUGUUGGGAACGUUGCACCAACUUGGCAUUGUAUCCGGGAUCCUCAUUGCUCAGAUCUUUGGCCUGGAUGUCAUCCUGGGGACAGAUGAACUCUGGCCGUUCCUCCUGGCAAUCACUGUGUUGCCGGCCAUCCUUCAGGCUGCCCUGCUUCCCCUCUGCCCGGAGAGCCCCCGCUUCCUCUACAUCAUGCGCAACGAGGAGAGCAAGGCCAAGAUAUGUCUGAGGGCACUCACAGGGCAACAGGACGUCACUCCGUCCCUCUCAGAGAUGAAGGACGAGAAGCAGAGGAUGGACAUGGAGCGCAAGGUGACCGUGGCUCAGCUCUUCAGGAGCCCCAUGUACCGGCAGCCCAUCUUCAUCGCCAUCAUGCUGCAACUCUCUCAGCAACUAUCGGGCAUCAACGCCGUGUUUUAUUACUCCACCAGCAUCUUCAUCGGUAUGGGCAUCAAGCAGCCAGUGUACAUCACCAUUGGUGUUGGGAUCAUUAACACAGUGUUCACUGUGCUGUCUUUAUUCCUCGUGGAGAGGAUGGGACGCCGGGCUCUUCACCUCCUGGGAUUGGCCGGGAUGUGCCUCUGCGCCGUAGUGAUGACCGUUUCCUUGGCACUGCUGGACAAGCUGCCCUGGAUGAGUUACGUCAGCACCGUGGGGAUCUUUGGCUUCGUGGCUUUCUUCGAGGUGGGGCCUGGCCCCAUCCCCUGGUUCAUUGUGGGCGAGCUCUUCAGCCAGGGACCACGGGCAGCGGCCGUCACUGUCGCCGGGCUCACCAACUGGUCCUCUAACUUCAUCGUGGGAAUGUCGUUCCAGUACAUUGUGGAAUUGUGUGGCCCUUUUGUGUUCCUCAUCUUUGCUCUGUUGCUUCUGGGGUUCUUCACCUUCACCUACUUCAGGGUGCCCGAGACACGGGGCAAGACCUUUGACCAGAUCGCCUCUGCCUUCCGCCGCAACCCCUCCCUCCUCGACCACGAGUUCAAGCAGCACGGAACAGAGCUGGACUACCUGGAUGAUGACUCCAGUGUGUGA